Malania oleifera is the source of this 549-nucleotide messenger RNA. Its product is annotated as putative germin-like protein 2-2. Bases 1 to 549 code for a protein of 182 amino acids. Gene Ontology annotation, molecular function: manganese ion binding. The transcript has a single exon. Lineage: Eukaryota; Viridiplantae; Streptophyta; Magnoliopsida; Santalales; Ximeniaceae. Gene Ontology annotation, cellular component: cell wall. The record is from RefSeq and is a predicted model, not a curated record.
AUGCGUAUACCAAUAGUGGUGCUGGUAAAUGGUUUCCCAUGCAAGAGCAUCAGCGAGGUUCAAGCUGAUGACUUCUUCUCAAGCGGAUUCAAUACACAAAGGAAAUUUGAUCCCUAUGGAUCAACAUUAGGGUGGGUGAGCGUGACCGAAAUCCCUGGACUCAACACCCUCGGCGUCUCAAUGGUGUAUGGCUCCAUUGUGCCAGGGGGCAUCUUCCCUCCCCACACAAACCAGGCAGACGAGCUACUGUUUGUGAUGGAAGGAAGCAUUGAAGUGGGCUUUAUUACACCCUAUCCCGAAAACCGUCUCAUUUCGAAAGUGCUUCAUCAGGGUCAAUUGCUUGCGAUUCCGAAUAGUCUCGUCCACUACAAGAAAAAUCUAGGAGCCACAAAUGCCACUAUCCUGGUUGCUCUUAGUAGCCAAGACAUUGCACCCGUCAUGCUUGCGGAAACAAUGUUUGGGUCCAGCUUAAAACUCGAGACGGAUAUUCUUGCAAAAGCUUUCCAUGUGGGUGAGGGAAUUAUUAAUCAAAUUGUAUCCAAGUUCUAG